This is a messenger RNA of Saccostrea echinata, 1413 nucleotides long. RefSeq names its product phospholipid phosphatase-related protein type 5-like. The transcript has 9 exons. Gene Ontology annotation, molecular function: phosphatidate phosphatase activity. Gene Ontology annotation, biological process: phospholipid dephosphorylation; signal transduction; phospholipid metabolic process. Lineage: Eukaryota; Metazoa; Mollusca; Bivalvia; Ostreida; Ostreidae. The coding region runs from base 76 to 1116 and encodes 346 amino acids. The record is from RefSeq and is a predicted model, not a curated record.
UCCAUUUCGUAAAGCAUCUGGUUUUAGUAAGGAAUAUCAUCGCUAAAAAGAUUAAAACGAAAUCCACCCAACAUCAUGUCCGGGACAGACAGACGUAGCGCAGAAGAAAAUGUUUCAAACAAGCAGAAGGAACCCCAUUCUCUAGUCUGUGUUACCACACUCCUGGAACUUAUAGUCCUAGCGUUCGUUAUUUCGGUCGAACUCUUGCUUAGAUUUACAACUAUAUUUCCUCUCCGUCGUCAGCCAUUUUCCUGUGUGGACGAGACCAUUAGUCGACAGACAAAACGCUCUCAGUUUAUUGGGUUCGCCUUCAACUCGGACCUGCCAGAUUCCAUUGUGUAUUCUCUCAGUUUUUGCCUGCCUCUGUUUAUCAUUUUAGUGGGGGAGGUAGGACUAUGGGCCUUUGCCGAAGAUCGCCAGAGAACCAUUCGUGUUCUUUGUCAGAACUGCAGGGUACCACAAGUCACUCGCAGACUUGUUAGGUUUGUAGGUGUUUUCAUAUUUGGAGCAUUCACCCUUAUGGUGUUUGUUGACGUCACGAAGCUCAUGACUGGGCGUUUACGACCAAACUUCUUAGAAAUCUGUAAAAUAAACCAGACGGCAUGUAAACUAAACGAAAAUCACGGAGAUGAAAGUAUGUGUCUAGAAAAAGACGAGAUGGCACUGAAGCACGCGAGAUCUUCAUUUCCUUCCAUGGAUGCCGCAUUGUCAUCUUAUGCUGCUAUGUUUAUUUCGACGUACGUUCAUGGUGCUUUACGAAGUCGAUCAGUUCGAGUUCUCCGACCAUUCCUAACAGUUAUGUUCUGUAUGCUCUCUUUGCUAUGUGGCCUUGUCAAAUUAGGAAUUGGUUCCAGCCAUUGGACAGAUGUAGCUGCAGGAUUCGCCAGUGGGUCAUUCAUGGCAGUUUAUUUGGGUCGUUAUGUACUGAGAGGAUUUAACGAACACAUAGAGGAGAAAAAAGUGAUGUCUCAGUUGGACAUAAUUCUACAAGAGCAACGGUUUUUAGAACAACUUAUUAGAGAGCUUGGCACGCCAUCAUCGUUGCCCUUGCAGGGUUACCAGAUACCCAGAGCACACACGGAUGAUAGGUGGCGCCCCCUUAACAACAAUGCAUAGAACCACAGUACAACAGUCCUUGAAUAAUGAAGACAAUGACAUGCAUUGACAAUCUGUAUUGAUUUUCUCGGAUGAAUCUUCUCUUUGUUUAUGAGCUGUGAUUUAUCUAGAGUUGCCUGUAAAAGUUGUUUAUCAAUAGCAUAUAUCAGGGUUGCAUUGGCAGUUCAAUUGUCAUAUUGUUUACAUCUUAAUUAAUACACAUAAACAGAAAACCCAUAUUGUCGUCUGCUUAACGGAAAAAGUUAUUAAUUUCAAAUGAUCAUUAUUUUCUUCAGUGUUUCAAUUAGUACAUGUAAA